AUGUUUUAAUCUUUGUGAACAAAUUCUUUUAAUUUUCAUAGAAAAUCGUUGUUUUGUGAAAAUAUGAUUAACGAAACGCAUAUGGAGCCGGUCCACUUGUCAACGUCAAAAAAAUGUCAUUUACGUCACUACUGGAUACGUCAGUUCCCAUAUCAGACAGGUAGCGAUUCUGGUGAAUUUCAUUUCAAUGUAUUGCGAAAAGCGAUAUUUUGUUUUUAUUGUAUUAAUUAAAAGACUUAAGCUUUAGAAGAAAGCUCUAUAUAUACUUGCAGUAUGUCUACAUUCUCCGGUUUCAGUGAAGAGGAACUGAAACGCAUAAAAUCGAACGAAAAUACAGUUAACAGCGGUCCAAAAAUAAACGCAGCCAACGUAAAGAAACUCGACAGAAUAGGAUACAAACAAAAACGACCAACCAGCCAAUAUAAACUGCCAAUAUUACAGAAACACAACUCAGAUGAUGCUAUAGAUAGUAUGGAGUUUGAUAAGUGUAAACUUAGUUUAAGAUCACCGACUACGCCAGCACGCGAUAUGACGGUGGCGGAAGAAAAUAAUAAAGAGAAUGUUGAUAAUAAUGACAAUGCCACUGAAGAGACUAGUAAAGAAACAAGUGAAAUAAAUAAUAAAACAAAUGAAGGCACAGAGACCAAUGGUGCUGAUUACGCAUCAAUCGAAAGGAAAAACAGUAUGGUAGCACCUGAUAUAGUGAGAGGUGUAGAGAAUUAUUCAGAAGAUGAAAUGGCUAAUCAUAAAGUGAAGUUGGAAGAACUGCAGUUGAGGCAGAAGAUUAUGGAAGAGCAGAAUAAGAAAAGGAAGGAGAUGCUUGCUAAAGCUCUGGCUGAUAGGACAAAACAGACCUCAGAAGAAGUGCUAAGACUAGAGAAGAUCAAGAAGGAACUUCAGGUGCUAGACAGUCAGUUCUCGCAAGACGUCGCUGUGUUGAGAGGCAAGAUCGACCAGGCGUGCUUGAGCUACGCGGAUGCCGAAAAACACUACUUAAGAGUCGAGAAAGAAUUCCUCCAAGCAAAAAUCCAUUUACAAAAAGAAAAAGAGAAGAAAGAACUAUUAACAGAGCAUCUGUGUGCACUAAUAACACACAACGAGACGAGAAAAGCUCAGAAACUAGAAACGUUAAUGUUAGAACUCGCUACUGAUAAGAAAAAAGAAAUAAAUGAAGUUCUACCUCCAAUAGAAGAUGAAAAGCCAGUGGUAGUAGAUGGUGUGGACGAAAGGACUGGUAAGAUUGUUGAAAUUGUUCCUCAAAGUUAGUCUGUAUUUCACGCAUUUAAAUCUAAAACUGCACAACGUAAGGAAAAUACUAAAGUCAUUUAGAAGGAACUCGAAACAGAUGAUGUUGAAAAUGAUGAUAACUUUAAAUCACGCACAAAUGGAGAAAACAACGAUAGUUUAACAAUAGUGCAUUUAAAUAUUAUUAAUAUACUCUCAAGACUGUAUUUAUUGUAUUUAAUAUAUUAUGUCGUCUUAUUAUAAGUAUCUUAUAUUUUAUGUAUAAAUCUAUUUUAAACUUAGAUUUAUUAAAUUAUAUUUUAUGUUGAAAGAGUUGCUAAAAAAUAUUUUAAGAAGAAUUUUAACUUGUCAUUAUGGCAACGAAUGUUGGAUUAGGCUGCUAAUUAUUAUCCUAAUAAUUUAAGAACUUUACAAGCUUAAUGACCUAAGGCCUGCUAAAUAAUGAGUAUUGGUAAAUCUGAUAUAAAAAAAAAACAUAUUGUACCUUAUUUUUAACUAUGUGCCUUAUGUUAAUGUACCUUUGUUUAUGGUUUAUUUAGUUAUUCUAGAGGAUUGAUAAAUAUUAGAAGAGGGUAGACCAGCUAAAGAUUCUAUUUACAAAGGAUUUUUAAUAACUUCAAAAUCUUUAAUUUUAUCGGCAAGAUAUUUUCUUUUCCAAGAACAACUGAAAUAAACCACAAACAUUCUUAGAUUUAAAAAUAAUUUAAGUUAUUUCUUAGUCAUGUAGGACGUGGCAAUAUUUUUAAUAACAUUUAUACAAAUAUAGAAAAAUAAUAUGGCAUGUUUUCGGCCAGUUGUACUAAAGCCAAAUAACAAAAAGUAACUAUUUUUAUGACAAGCUAUUUUUAUAUCUCGAUAAAAAUGGAUCUAGGUUAGACUAAGAUUCGUUUACACUAUAAACUAUGAUAUUAAUAAAACAAAAUGUUACUAAAUUA
Trichoplusia ni (cabbage looper) is the source of this 2180-nucleotide messenger RNA. RefSeq names its product RAB6-interacting golgin (gene Gorab). Lineage: Eukaryota; Metazoa; Arthropoda; Insecta; Lepidoptera; Noctuidae. Bases 274 to 1266 code for a protein of 330 amino acids. Gene Ontology annotation, biological process: non-motile cilium assembly. The record is from RefSeq and is a predicted model, not a curated record. The transcript has 4 exons.